GCUGCUGUUUCAAGUCGGCAUGUAAACAGUGACGGACAUAUCCAACACAGUAAUGUUAGGACACCGUUGCAGCUAGCCGGUCAAAUUAAGUCGCAUAUUUACCCAAAUGAAAGUAAUUUGAAAUCAUAUUUUAGGAUAAACAGCAGUCAUGAGACUGCACCAGACCCUCCGGAGUGUCUCAAAGUUCAGGACCGCUUUCGACUUUGGAGGACGGGAGGUGGCUCACUGGUUCCCCGGACACAUGGCUAAAGGACUGAAGCAGAUGAGAGCCAGCCUGAAGAAUGUGGACUGUAUCAUAGAGAUCCAUGAUGCCAGAAUCCCCUUCUCUGGAAGAAACCCUGUGUUUAAGGAGACUUUAGAUGUCAGACCACAUCUGCUCAUUCUCAACAAGAUGGACCUUACUGAUCUGUCAAAGAAGCAGAGUAUCCUGAAUAAGCUAGAAAAGCAGGGGGUGAGGAAUGUUCUUUUCACAGACUGUUUAAAGCAGAGAGAUGACAACGUCCAAAAGUUGGUGCCAACGGCUUUGGAAAUAAUCCAGAGCAAACCACGAUUCAAUCGAGAAGAGAACACAAAUUAUUGCCUGAUGGUGAUUGGCGUGCCUAAUGUGGGGAAGUCAUCUCUUAUCAACUCAUUAAGAAGAACAAACUUAAAAAAAGGCCGUGCAUCUCGUGUCGGGGGAGAACCAGGUAUAACUAAAGCAGUUUUGACUAGGAUUCAGGUGUGUGAGAGACCCAUAGUGCACCUGCUGGACACACCAGGAGUCUUGCCCCCUAAGAUUGAGAGUGUUGAAACAGGAAUGAAGCUGGCUUUAUGUGGAACUAUCCUGGACCAUUUGGUGGGUGAAGAUAUUAUUGCAGACUAUCUUCUUUAUUCUCUAAACAGGCUUGAGAAGUUCAGGUAUGUGGAGAAAUAUGACCUCCAAGAGCCGAGCGAUAACAUUCAACACACCCUUAAACGCAUCGCUAUAAAACUUGGGAAGACUCAAAGGGUCAAAGCCAUCACUGGAGUGGGUAAUAUAACCGUCACCAUCCCAAACUACACAGCAGCAGCAUACGAUUUUAUACGAGCCUUCAGGAAAGGAGAGCUGGGUCAAGUAAUGCUUGACUGACCGAAGCCAUUAGCAAAUAUAACCAGAGACUGUUAGAUGUUGCUCUCGGCUUGAGACAAUUUUCUUUGUACCACAAAAGGAAAUCUCUGCUGUCUCUUUCCUUUGAGGUUGAAUGUAUUUUUUUAUGAAUGAAAUAUGUAAGAUUCAGCAGUGUUCUGUAUCUUGUGUAAAUAAAAGAUUCUAACUCAA
This is a messenger RNA of Notolabrus celidotus (New Zealand spotty), 1297 nucleotides long. RefSeq names its product mitochondrial ribosome-associated GTPase 1 (gene mtg1). Lineage: Eukaryota; Metazoa; Chordata; Actinopteri; Labriformes; Labridae. The record is from RefSeq and is a predicted model, not a curated record. Bases 149 to 1108 code for a protein of 319 amino acids. Gene Ontology annotation, cellular component: mitochondrion. The transcript is spliced from 11 exons. Gene Ontology annotation, molecular function: GTP binding; GTPase activity.